CGAAAAAAAAAGAAAAGCUCAAAAACAGCGUAGCGUUGCGUUAUUUACCCCAGACGGUUAGGUAACGUCCGUUCCGAAAAUGGCCGAGCAGCCGAAGCCCGUUACCCAGAAGCUUGAAGCAGAAGAGAAACCUCCGACGUCUCACCAAGCCGUGAAGUUCGUAUCGGCGGCGACUGCCGGCGCGGUGCUCCUGCUCCUGGCGGGCCUCACGCUCACGGGGACCGUCAUCGUGCUCGUUCUAGCAACUCCCGUUCUAGUCAUUUUCAGUCCCAUUCUGGUGCCGGCCGGUAUCGCCAUAUUUCUGGCCGUUACGGGUUUUCUGUUCUCAGGUGGGUUCGGCGUCGCGGCGUUAUCGGCUUUGGCAUGGAUUUACAACUAUGUUACCGGAAAACACCCUGUGGGGUCUGAUAAAAUUGAUCGGGCAAGGAUGACUCUGGCUAGUAAGGCGAAAGACAUGAAGGAGAAGGCUAAGCAGUAUGGUCAAUAUGUGCAGCAGAAGGCACAAGAGGCAUCUGAAACUUGAAGAGUUGGUGAUGGUUGGGUUUUAGGGUUUCUUGAGGUUAGCUGUGGUUUGUUUGGGUGAGUAUGGUUGCUGAGCUUUGAUGGGUGGGAUGUGCAUGUGCUCGUGCUCUCUCUCUUUCUCUGUGUUUAUUUUCAUGUGGAGACGUCGUUUUUGUUCAAUAAAUUUGGUAUGUAGAGCUGCUUUUUAGUCUCUCAUUGCAGUCCUUUUUACGUAUAUUAUGUAUUUCAUGUGUUUUCUCUCGAGUAAAGUAGAAUAUUUUGCA
Amborella trichopoda is the source of this 785-nucleotide messenger RNA. RefSeq names its product Oleosin family protein. Lineage: Eukaryota; Viridiplantae; Streptophyta; Magnoliopsida; Amborellales; Amborellaceae. The record is from RefSeq and is a predicted model, not a curated record. Gene Ontology annotation, biological process: lipid storage. Gene Ontology annotation, cellular component: monolayer-surrounded lipid storage body; membrane.